Drosophila erecta is the source of this 6873-nucleotide messenger RNA. It is a transcript of the gene Dscam2, whose product is annotated as Down syndrome cell adhesion molecule-like protein Dscam2. Gene Ontology annotation, molecular function: protein binding. The record is from RefSeq and is a predicted model, not a curated record. The transcript has 21 exons. Gene Ontology annotation, biological process: cell-cell adhesion; axon guidance. Gene Ontology annotation, cellular component: axon; plasma membrane. The coding region runs from base 632 to 6862 and encodes 2076 amino acids. NCBI's taxonomy places the organism in Eukaryota, Metazoa, Arthropoda, Insecta, Diptera, Drosophilidae.
GAGCUGGUGGUCGCCGCAUCCGGCAGUUGCUGUUCGAGGCUCGAAGGAUACGCACGGCUCUGGUGGACGACGGAAGUUGGUUUGAAAAUGCAUCGGGACUGAGUGCCGAAAGUGAGUGCGUGUGGUGAAUUCUCGCCGAAGAGAGUCCGGAAGAGAGGCGCGGAGUGUGCGAGAGUGCCCCUAGGUUUUGGUGUAAGAGCUCCUAACUUGGCCAACAGUUCGGUUCCGGCGGCGCGCAGUCAAGUCGAGUCCUUGCUGGCAGUCGGUUGUCCUGGCGGGCGAGUGCCUAGUUAUCGAGUAGCAAAGUGUGCCGGCACCGGGCCAUGCAGUCCCCCCAAAAAACAUAACAUAACAUCAAAUCAUCCAAACACCAAAGAGCACCGAAGUGAAAAAAAGAAGAAUCUGCAAGAUACAAAAGUGCCAAAAGUAUGUGAGAAGAGGAGUCAAGUGUGUGAAAUGUAAAACCGCUCAAAAGCAAAAGCCAAAUCAAAAUUGUACAGGUCACUGCCCACGGAAAUUCCUGAAGAAAAGAGCUCAGCUACAAAAACCCAACAAAUCAAAAAUAAAAAAUACCAAAAUACAAAAAUUCAAAUCGAAAUUCAAAUCAGAAUCAAAACAGAAGCCGGAAAACAUGUGGAUUAGUAGCCGCUUCUUUGUGAUUCUCCUGCUGCUCAAUCUGGAUGCCACCUGCAGUGAACCGUUCGAAGCCCACCUGCGCGGCCCCGGAUUCGUGAUGGAGCCACCUGGUCGGGUGGAGUUCUCGAACUCCUCCGGCGGCUGGCUGGACUGCUCGGCCUCCGGAAGUCCGCAGCCGACGGUCGACUGGGUGCACGCGGAUGGAUCGGCGGUGACCGAGAUCCAUGGGGUGCGACGUGUCCUGCGGAACGGGACGCUCGUCCUGAUGCCGUUCGCCGCAGCCGCCUACCACCAGGAUGUGCACAACACGAUCUAUCGCUGCAUCGCCAGCAAUUCGGUGGGUCGCAUCGUCUCGCGGGACGUGCAAGUGAGGGCGGUCGUGGCCCAGGCCUACAAAGUGGACGUGGAGGUGCUAUCUGCCGCAAGGGGCUGCACGGCCAUUCUGCGCUGCGUGGUGCCCACGUUCGUCAAGGAACUGGUACGAGUGGUCUCGUGGGUUCAUGAACCCGCUAUCUACAUCUAUCCCUCGUUGCAAGGCGAUGGCAAAUUCCACUUGCUGCCCACCGGCGAGCUGCUCAUCCACAAUCUGCAGGAGAGCGACGAGUCGCAGUCCUUCCGCUGCCGCAGCAUGCACCGCCUCACCCGCCAGGUGGUCGUCAGCUCACCCACCCGACUGCGUAUUAAUUCGCAUCGCGGCAUCAUUUCGCCGAGCGUGGUGGAGCACACGGCUCAUGUGCAGGUGUCGCAGGACGAGGGCGCAGUGCUCCUGUGCGUUGCCCAGGGCUGUCCUUCGCCCGAAUACAGCUGGUUCACCCACAACGGAGCCGGACCCCUGCCCGUACUGAGUGGUCCUCGUGUCCGACUGCUCGGCCCCAUCCUGGCCAUCGAGGCUGUGACUGGCGAGGAUUCCGGCGUCUACAAGUGCACGGCCGGCAAUGUGGGCGGCGAGGCUAGUGCCGAGCUCCGGCUCACGGUGGCCACGCCCAUACAAGUGGAAAUCUCACCGAACGUACUCAGCGUUCAUAUGGGCGGCACCGCGGAGUUCCGGUGCCUGGUCACCAGCAACGGCAGCCCCGUGGGCAUGCAGAACAUCCUGUGGUACAAGGAUGGCCGCCAGUUGCCCUCCUCGGGCCGCGUGGAGGACACCCUGGUGGUGCCACGCGUCAGUCGCGAGAACCGCGGCAUGUACCAGUGCGUGGUGCGACGGCCCGAGGGCGAUACUUUCCAGGCCACCGCCGAGCUGCAGCUGGGAGACGCGCCGCCCGUGCUCCUCUACAGCUUUAUCGAGCAGACCCUGCAGCCAGGACCAGCUGUGAGCCUCAAGUGCUCCGCUGCCGGCAAUCCUACGCCGCAAAUUUCAUGGACACUGGACGGAUUUCCGCUGCCAUCAAACGGAAGAUUUAUGAUCGGACAAUACAUCACCGUGCAUGGCGAUGUAAUUAGUCAUGUUAACAUCAGCCACGUCAUGGUCGAGGAUGGUGGCGAGUACGCCUGCAUCGCGGAGAAUCGGGCAGGACGGGUGCAACAUGCGGCACGCUUGAAUAUUUAUGGUCUUCCGUACAUUCGACUGAUACCGAAGGUAACUGCCGUCUCCGGCGAGACACUGAAUCUGAAGUGCCCGGUGGCGGGCUACCCCAUCGAGGAGAUCCACUGGGAGCGUGGCGGACGGGAGCUGCCGGAUGACAUACGUCAACGUGUCCAGCCGGACGGAUCGCUGACCAUCAGUCCCGUGCAGAAGAACUCCGAUUCCGGCGUCUACACGUGCUGGGCGAGGAACAAGCAGGGUCACAGUGCCCGGCGGAGUGGCGAGGUGACGGUCAUAGUGCCGCCGAGCAUAGAACCGUUCGCCUUCCAGGAGGGUUUGGCCGAGGGCAUGCGGACGAGGACCGUCUGCGGGGUGUCCAGGGGCGAUCCGCCGCUGAAGCUGAUCUGGCUGAAGGACGGUGAUCCGCUGCCCGACCUUUUGGGGGCCAAUGUCACCAUGCUAGACCAGUACAGCUCCCUGCUGAGCAUUCCGUCGCUGUCGGCCACGCAUUCCGGCGAGUACACGUGCGUGGCCAAGAAUCCGGCGGCCGAGAUCAAGUAUACGGCCCUCUUGCAGGUCAAAGUGCCGCCUCGCUGGAUCGUCGAGCCCGUGGACGCAAAUGUGGAGCGCAACCGCCACAUCAUGCUGCAUUGCCAGGCGCAGGGAGUGCCCACACCCAGCAUAGUGUGGAAGAAGGCCACAGGCAGUAAAUCGGGAGAGUACGAGGAAGUCAGGGAACGUCCCUUCACCAAGAUCCUGGGCAAUGGCUCCCUGCUGCUGCAGCACGUGAAGGAGGAUCGCGAGGGCUUCUAUCUGUGCCAGGCCAACAAUGGCAUCGGCACCGGCAUCGGAAAGGUCAUUCAGCUGAAAGUGAACUCCUCGCCGUACUUCUCGUCCACGUCCCGCUCCGUGAUGGUGAAAAAGGGCGACACGGCACUGCUCCAGUGUGCCGUCAGUGGGGACAAGCCGAUUAACAUUGUUUGGAUGCGCUCGGGCAAGAACACGCUGAAUCCGUCCACCAAUUACAAGAUCUCGGUGAAGCAGGAGGCCACACCCGACGGAGUGUCUGCCGAGCUGCAAAUCCGCACCGUGGACGCCACCGACAGUGGGCCCUACUUCUGCCGGGCCAGCAAUCUGUAUGGAAACGAUCAGCAGCUGGUGCAGCUGCAGGUCCAGGAACCACCGCUGCCACCCAGUGUCCUGGAGGCGGCCAUGAUCAGCAGUCGAUCGGUGAACAUCAAGUGGCAGCCCAAGACAUUGGGCACUGGCGAUGUGACCAAGUACAUUGUGGAGUUCCGGGAGGCAGAUCCCUUGUUUGUGGACCAGUGGCAGCAGAUCGAGGUCAAGGAUCCGCCGCAUUUCAAUGCCAUGAUCGAGAACCUGAAGCCGGCGACACGUUACGCUUUCCGGGUGAUUGCCGAGGGCUCGGCCGGACGCAGUGCACCCAGUCAGGAGCUGAUUGUUCGCACGGAACCCCAACGCCCGGCAGGACCUCCACUGAGCCUCUCCGCCAGACCCCUGUCUUCCACCGAGCUGCUCAUCAGUUGGGUGGCUCCAUUGCCGGAACUGCGCCAUGGUGACAUUCAGGGCUACAAUGUGGGCUACAAGCUCUCCAGCUCAGGCAACACGGCAUACAACUUCACUUCCGUUUCCGGAGAUGGCGAUGGAGGCAAUGGAGAGCUGCUGCUCAGCGGACUGGCCAAGUUCGCCCGAUACACCGUAGUGGUGCAGGCCUUCAACCAGGUUGGGCCAGGACCUCUUUCGGAGCCCACCGCUGCUCAAACUAUGGAAGAUGUUCCAAGUCGGCCACCGGAGGACGUGCGCUGUGCCGCCUUAUCCUCCCAAUCGCUGCAGGUGUCCUGGCAACCACCGCCAAUUUACCACACCAAUGGCCUGCUGCAGGGAUACAAGCUGAUAUUCGAGCCCAUCAUCGAUGACAUACAGCCCAGCAAGGACGAAGUGGAGUCCAGGAAAACGACGGCACUCACCAUGGUGCUGACCGGACUGCGAAAAUACACCAACUACAGCAUUCAGGUUUUGGCCCACACGCGUAUGGGCGAUGGAGUGGUAUCGAAGCCAUUGUUUUGCCACAGCGAAGAGGAUGUUCCCGAGGCUCCGGCUGAUAUCAAGGUGGUGUCCAGCUCAUCGCAGUCCCUGUACAUCUCCUGGCUGCCCCCAAAUGAACCCAACGGCGUGAUCACCAAGUACAGUCUGUACACCCGCGUGGUGAACGGGCGCGAGGAGCUGAACAAUGAGAAACGUAGUCUGCCCUCACAGCAGGCCUAUUACGAAGCCAAGGGACUGCAUCCGCAUAUGGAGUAUCAGUUCUGGGUGACGGCCAGCACGCGAGUGGGCGAGGGCAAGAGCUCACGAGUGUCCUCGCAAAUAACCACGAAUCGCAUACCGGCUAGGAUCAUAUCCUUCGGUGGCCCAGUGGUCAGACCUUGGAGAUCCACCGUUACGCUACCCUGCACGGCGGUCGGAAAACCCAAGCGGGAGUGGUUCAAGUCGGAUGUGGCCCUGCGGCAAGGUGGACUGCACAACUCGCAGCUGUUGGACAGCGGCGAUCUGAUCAUCUCCAGCCUGCAGCUGGCGGAUGGGGGCAACUAUAGCUGUCAGGUGGACAACGGCAUUGGAACCGAUCGACUAACGCACACCCUGAUCGUCCAAGUGCCACCCACAGCUCCGGUGCUCUAUGUUACGAGUGCCACCUCGAGCAGCAUCCUGAUGCACUGGAAGUGCGGCUUCACCGGCAAUGCACCCAUCACCGGCUACACCUUGUUCUACCGGCGAGCCAACGGAAACACGGACGAGAUGCAGUUGUCCCGACACGCCUCCAGUCAUGAACUCAAGGGCCUGAUGUGUGGCAGCACGUACCAGAUCCACCUGAGUGCCCAGAACAAGGUGGGCACCUCGCCCACCAGCACCAUACUGCACGUGCGCACCCAGGGUCAGUCGCCUGGUCAUCCCGCCUCCACCGCCCUCUUGGCCCCCAACUCGACCUCGCUGUUGGUGCGCCUGCACUCCUGGCCGGACAACGGGUGUCCUUUGCUCUACUUCGUCCUGCAGUACCGGGCGGUCACCGAGGAUCCGGAUGCGGAGUGGGUGCUAGUAUCCAAUGCCUUGAAGCCACAGCGUCGCAUAGUGGUCAACAAUCUGCAACCAUCGACCCUCUAUCAGCUGCGCAUGGAGGCGCACAAUGUGGCCGGCAUCUCGCAGGCGGAGUUCAACUUUGUGACCCUGACCAAGGAUGGAGAUCCACCGCCGCCGGAAAUCAUGCACCGUGGCCGUAGUGGUCAAACCACGGUCAUAUUCGCCAACAUUAACCUGCUCAUCCCCACCAUUGCGGCGGUAUCCGGAAUGUUCUGCACCAUCAUCAUGAUCAUCGUUUGCUACAGACACAUGCUUAAAAAUGCACCACCGCUCGCAGAGCAAAGCCAAAUUCAGAAGGAAUCACUCGAGAAUCGAGCCAACUCAGAGGCUGCCCAGCGGGAGCGGUACUAUGCCACCAUUCACAAGGUGUCCAUGCAGAACAACGACAAGAUUCCAGAAACCUCCGAGGACAUCUCGCCGUACGCCACCUUCCAGCUGUCGGAGGCGGGGGGCAACAUGUCCCAGCCGCACCACGGCGGUCCGGCCAACACGCUGCUCCACUCGUUCAUGUACCACGAGCGGGCCCUGGCCGAGGGCUGCUCGUCGCCACCACCAGCCGCGGUACUGAACCCACCAACAACCACCACCCAUCACCACCACCACCACCAACGUCCACUAAAGACAAUUCAUAAUUAUUAUCAGACCUCACCGUUCCAUAAUAUCUCCAAGAACCGGCGGCGCCACUCCAGGAAGACGGAGCCGGAGAGCGAGGAGUCGGAAUCGGACCAGGACCAGCUCACCUCCAGUCGCACCGAGUCCUCCAACCAGCACGAGGGCAAGAUCAAGCACAGCAUCAUCUACCAUGGAGCACAGUCGAGCACCUCCUCCGAUCUGUCACCAAUGUCCGAACAGAAAUCAUUGCCCCGCCGCGGUCGCUCCAGGUAUCAUCAUCAGCAAUAUCAGUUUUCCACCAAUACCACACCGCGCCACCACAACAGCAACAAAAUGAACAACAACACCACCAGCAACACGAACACCACAGCCACCAAUACGACCGCCACACCAUCGACAUCCAGCAAUUCGAACAAAAUUUUAUCGCCGCGCGGCGGAAAUCUGAAAUCCAUAUCGAGCACCUUCAAAUCGCAAGACUCCAUACAGUGCCACAUACCCACAUUGGUCAAGUCGCCAUCGAUCAGUACACAGCAGCAGAAACAGUUCCACAAGCAGCAGUUGCAGAAUAGUAGUAACAAUGCCCAGCAUAGUAGCUCCAAUCCGAACAGUAGUAGUUUGAAGCAACAGCAGCCCCUGCUGAUCACGCCCAAGCUCCACCAGCUGGAGGCCAAUGGCCAGGAGCUGCUGGGGCUGGACGGGAUCGGCAAUAGCCCGUUGGUAGCCUGCAUGCCGCCCUCCUCACAGUUCCGCCCCAUACCCCACAAGUCCAUAAUGCCCGCGCAUGAGCCACCGCACCACCACAACCACAGCCAGCAACCGCAUCCCCACCAUCAGCAGCAGCAGCCGCAGCAGCCGCAGCAUCCGGGCACGCUGCUCAAUCCCUCGACGGCCAUGCUCUCCUCCAAGUUCUUCACAGCGCCCACGCUGCCCAAAUAGGAUACGGCCAA